AUGACCACAAAGAGUGCAAACAAGGAUGCAGAGUGGUUCUCCGCCGACGAACUGGCAGCUGCACGCGAGGAAUAUCUACAAGAGCAGGAAAAGGAGCAGCCGUCGUCUCAGGUCAAACUACGAUAUGCCAUUGCACUUGCAAAAAGCCGCAAGCGUGACGACAAAUAUCGGGCUAUUGGUUUAUUGGAAGAUUUAUUGGAACAAAGUUAUGCUCUUAAAGAGAGUUUGUACUGGAUUGCAUUGACACUGUGUGGACUGGGCGAGUAUCGUGCUAGUCGCAGCUACUGCGAACGUUUGCUACGGAUUGAGCCGUCACAUAUGAAGGCCCAAUUGCUACACAAGAGGAUCAAAGAGGUUGUAACAAAAGAAGAUGGAGCCGUUGGUGUAGGUAUUUUUGGCGCUGUGGUCGUCGCAGGGCUGGUACUCAAAUUUUUGCUUAAAAGAUAA
Molecule: messenger RNA, 447 nt
Organism: Peronospora farinosa
Lineage: Eukaryota; Oomycota; Peronosporomycetes; Peronosporales; Peronosporaceae
Source: the annotation of a GenBank genome assembly